Messenger RNA from Lucilia cuprina (Australian sheep blowfly), 906 nucleotides. RefSeq lists its product as uncharacterized. The coding region runs from base 38 to 853 and encodes 271 amino acids. NCBI's taxonomy places the organism in Eukaryota, Metazoa, Arthropoda, Insecta, Diptera, Calliphoridae. The record is from RefSeq and is a predicted model, not a curated record. The transcript is spliced from 4 exons.
GUUUGAAAUAAAACGCUGAUGACAAAAGUUCUUUAAAAUGUUGAAAAUAGUGAUUUUAAGUUUUUGCCUUUUAAGUGUUGUAAGUACUUCAGAACUGGCUGAAAAUGGAUCCGCAUCUACUGCUGUUGAGAAUUUUGAGGAAGCCUCAGUUAAUAUUAAUAAUGGACCCGACUCCAAUAUAAUAGACAACUUAUCGGAACACAACUCCAAUGUUUUAAGUGUUUCAACUGAUGAUACGAUUAAUGGACCCGUCUCUAAUAUGAUGGAAAAUUUAUCCCAACAUACAUCCAGUGUAACCAGUGAACUUUUAUCACAAUUAUCUGCCAAAAUGCAACGUACUACCAAAACUUUAGUGGGCAAUAUUGAAGUAGUCGUUAGCUCUGCCCUUAAACAACUUUCACAACCUAUAGAGCAUUUUGAGAAUACCAUAAAUGCCUCACAAUGUCAACCCUUAGUGACAUUGGAUGAAUUACAAAAACGCAUCAAUAGCGAUCUUAACGAGUGUACACAAAAUCUAAGCGACCUCUUAACUACAUUCCAAAAUGAUGCCAGUGAUUUUGAAAGUCUUUUAGAGCAAAAUAUUAAGAACAUAAUUGCCUUACCCCAACAAUGUGAAAGUGUUGAUAGUGGCAGCGGUUUUGGCAGUCAUGUUAGCUGUUAUGUGGAUAAAAUUUCCGAGAUUAAUAAACAAAUUGCCGCUAUUUUAAAUACUGCAAGUAUGACUUUAGUCCAUACCCGCCAAUUGGCCGAACAGGCUGUUAAAGAAGGACGCAGUUGUGCCGAUAAUGUGGUCGCUACCACUGUGGAUUCUUUGGACAAAAUGUUGGCUUCAUGUCAAUUAAGCGUGAAUUAAACGUAUUUUAUUGUUGUGAAAUACAUAUUUCAUUAUAAAGAGUUUAAAAAGAA